This is a messenger RNA of Drosophila subobscura, 1195 nucleotides long. Its product is annotated as trypsin beta. Bases 63 to 824 code for a protein of 253 amino acids. The transcript has a single exon. Lineage: Eukaryota; Metazoa; Arthropoda; Insecta; Diptera; Drosophilidae. Gene Ontology annotation, biological process: proteolysis. The record is from RefSeq and is a predicted model, not a curated record. Gene Ontology annotation, molecular function: serine-type endopeptidase activity.
UAUUGCCACCAGUUUGAGUUGGGAGCUGCCUCCAGACGGUUCAUUUGGUUUUUGUACGCAAGAUGAGGAAUCUGCUGAAUGCUCUGCUGCUCCUACUGCUGUGUGGCCACAGAUUGCAGGCAACAUCCCUCAACAAUCGCAUUGUGGGUGGCGUGGAGCUACCCAUCCGCCUGACACCCUGGCUGGCAUCGCUCUCGGUCCAGGGCAAUCAUAGCUGCGGCGCGGCUUUGAUCAACUCGCGCUGGCUCGUGACGGCGGCCCACUGCGUGCCCCAUCCGGAGCGUUACUCGGUGCGUGCUGGAUCCUCCUCCGUUCUGGCGGGCGGACAACAAAGGGCUGUGGUGAAGAUCCUCGUACAUGCAGGCUUCAAUCCGCGCACUCUGCUCCAUGACAUUGCGCUGCUGCAAACGCGUGAGCCCUUCAAGCUGGGCAGCAGCGUGCAGCUGGUAAAACUGCCACUGCCCGGGCUCAGUGUGCUGCCCAAGACGCUGCUCGUCGCCGGCUGGGGCACUGUGCAUGAGAGAGCAAACGCCACGGAGACCCGACUGCGUGGCACGCUGGUGCAGCUCAUCGAUCAGCGUCGCUGUCGUCGACUCUAUGGCGCAUGGGGACGUGCCAUCACGGACAACAUGCUCUGUGCGGCAGCAGCUGGCAAGGAUCACUGCUACGGCGACUCGGGCUCUCCGCUGGUGCAUCGCGGCAGCAGCUACGGCAUUGUGUCCUUUGCCCACGGCUGUGCCAAUCCACGUUUCCCCGGGGUCUACACGCGACUGGCCAACUAUGUGUCCUGGAUAUUUGCAGUGCUGAAAAGUGAAGAAAAUUAAAUGUUAAUAAAGCAAUAAACGAUCUGCUCUCAGAGUGAAUGCUGCUGCUCCUCUUCCUUGCUGUUAUACAAUCCGCUAACCAUCCUCCAUCGUGCGCCUCCAGUCCGCCAAAGAGCGAUAAACUUGUAUUCGAGCCAGUCGACGGCAAAUUUGUGUAAAUUAUGUAUUUGUGCAUUUUGAUUUCAUUUAAACGAAGUUUCCUGAUGGCCCCCAGCGCAUGUCAAAAAGCGAAACGCGAAGCUCUGGCAGCAGCAGCAGCAGCAGCCUGACUUGCGCAACAACAUACACAGAUCCAGGCAGCCAAUCCAUAUCCAAAAGCAUUCACAGCAUCCCAUUGCUGAGGUUGCGAUGCGAUUCCCAGCUGGCUUGCC